AUGGUAAUGGCGGAAGAGCAAGUGCUGGUCAGCGAAAUUUUCGACCACAUCACGACACCUACUAUGCGGGUGUCGUCCUCAGGCACGAGGCUGAACGAACUGGCACCGAUCACUGUGUCACCUACUGCGAGCUUAACUGCCAUAAGGAACGCCUACGCAGAGGCAGUUGCGAGGCGCGUGUUGGGCAAUCAAUUAUAUAAGAGCAACGAGGGCGUACUUAGCGCUUCGCAGAAGGCGAAAUUUUACGAGAGCAGCCCAGGUGUGAACGUUGGGAAGACUGCCUCGUCGACUUCGGUGCAUAGUGCACCUUCUGUCGAAGGCUAUAUUGUGCAAACUAUGCUCGAUGGGGGCGUAAUAAAGAAUCACAAAGAACUCUGGGGCAAAGAGCCACUUAAAUUUGCGAACGCAACCGUUUCGCGGACGAGUUCGCUGGGUUCAUUGGCAAAUGCGGAAGCGUCGACUGGAGCGAUUGCUGCGCCCGCGCCGACACCACUUAACGCGAGGCAUGGAGCACCCGUCGAAAUAGGAGCGGGGAACGGAGAACACUUGGCAGCACAAGCCUCUAGAGAAGAGACACCACGUAACGAGAGGCAUGAAGCGCCUUUCGCUAUCGGUGCUGGGAAUGGAGCACUCUUGACGGCACAAGCGUCUAGAGAAGAGACACCACAGCAUGGAGAGCAUAUUGAAAUAGGAGAGAGUAAUGGAGCGUACUUGGCCACACAAGCCCCUAGAGAGGAGGACCCGGGGUACGCCACAUUAGAAGUUGUUAUAGACGGAGCUUACUCAGCGCCGAAUUUGAUAGAAACAGAUAAACCGACCGUGACUGGAACUUCGGCCGAGAGCCACGAACGAACACGUUCGUCGUCUUUCCCCUCAAGCGAAGGAACCGUUAGAGAACCUGAAAGGACAGACGCAACUGCUACAGCGAUUGCAACAAAAGAAAAUCAGCGGCCUUGGGUGAAGCAGGCCUCCGCGGAGAGCUUGAAUAGCGCCGCUGACAUCGAUUGGAGCGAGUGCGUGUGCUGCAAGAAGUACACUUCUCCGGAGAAAUCGUUUGAGUCAUUCAUCUGCUUUGGCCUGCACGAAAAGCCCAUGUAUUUUGCCCCCGUUCCUCCUGACGUGGGUGACGUCAUCAAGCUGAGAAUUGCCACCGGUGACGACGUCAGAGAAAUCAUGUAUCUGCCUUGGAAGGAACCAGAAUCCAAGUACAUCCUGCCCGCUGCUAUCGUCACGAGGCACACGCUUUGCCCAAGCACCUUCUUCGUCGCCGUCGACACCUUACGAGGUGGCAUCUGCGGCGCUGCAAGCGUCCUCAUGUUCGACGAUGAGGUCGCCUUCAGCGGCUUCUGCCACGUCCUCGAGACGUACGCGUUCGAGCACAUCGGUUGUCUGCUGUGGAACCAGAUGCUGCACGUCACUAGCGGCAAGAACCUGUUCACCGUGCUGCCCGAGCCCGCAUGUCGGGAGCUGCACGAGAUCUACAAGUUCCCGUCAAACCCAGCGACGGGCAUCCUGUGUGGGCCGGCUCGGUUUUCGCGUUCCGCCUUCAAACGGACCGUCCUGGUGCUCGAGUACAAGAAGAAGUAUUUCGAUGCUCUCGCCUCGUACGACAAGCACGUGUUCGGCUUCAGCCGCAAGCGCUACUUGGCCUCGACCUUGCAGGAAGUCGGACUCGACGUUCGCGUGGCGACGCACAACGAACGAAACGUUUGUGGCUACGGCGGCAUGCAGCGCGACAGGGAGGGUCGCGUGGUGCUGCGCUGGCUCUUCGCCGACGACGUCGAGACAGCCGAGUCAUUACUUACAGCCUGCUGGCAUCGUGCAGUCACGAUGACGAAGUGGACGUGGUGGCCGCGUUCUACCUGCGCUCCACUGCCACGCGGCCCAUCCUCGACAAGUUGAGCACCCGCGAACUGAAGCCCUGGCGCCUGGUGUACACCAAGAGAGAGCCCCUGCACAGCUACGGCAGAGUCGUCUGCCUCACCACUGUCUAGCCCGCUGCUCGUGGUGACUUCGUCGAACCGUC
Rhipicephalus sanguineus (brown dog tick) is the source of this 2026-nucleotide messenger RNA. RefSeq lists its product as uncharacterized. The record is from RefSeq and is a predicted model, not a curated record. The coding region runs from base 1 to 1902 and encodes 633 amino acids. Lineage: Eukaryota; Metazoa; Arthropoda; Arachnida; Ixodida; Ixodidae. The transcript has 2 exons.